UCUCUCUCUCUUCUCUCUCUGUUUUCUCUGUAAUCUAUCUCUCUCUGCAUGGAAACCACACGUGACACUAAGAUUUCUUCUCCAAAGAGAAAAGAAGAUCAAAGCUGAAAUCUUUUCCAAAUUCAACACCAACCCACCAUGUCUUUUUCCCUCAUUGACUCAUGCAAGAAGAGAAAACGAUGGCCCAAGAUUUUCAGAUUACACUCUUUUGCAGACCCAGGUUGUCCCAUUGCACCUUCGGGUCCUUUCCGUGAAAACAUUCGAAUCUUUCUUCAAGAAGCUGGUGAACUUGAAGAUUACAAGGUUAUGGGUAAUCCCAUUUGGUGCACUCUUCUCAUUCAUGAAAAGACCAAUCUAAUGGCUCCUUUUUACACACUUGAAGAGGAAGUUUAUGGCUCUUCUCAUCCUUUCUGUGAUCAUUGUCGCUGUGUAGGUUGGAGUGGUCAUUUUGUAUCAAAAAGAAGGUAUCAUUUCAUAAUCCCAAUGGACAAUGGGUGGCAUAAACCUUUAAAUGAAGAAUCUCUUGAUAAUCAAAGUCAUCUAUUGCAUGGUGUGAUUCAUUGCAAUGGUUAUGGUCAUUUGCUCUGUCUUAAUGGCAUUGAAGGGGGUUCCAAAAUUCUAAGUGGUAGAGAGAUCAUGGAUCUAUGGGACAGAAUUUGCACCAAUCUUCGAGCAAGGCAAAUUGCAGUGGAAGAUGCAUCAAGGAAAAGGUCAAUGGAUCUUCGAUUACUUCAUGGAGUUGCCUAUGGCCACUCAUGGUUUGGUAGAUGGGGCUAUAAGUUUUGCCGUGGAAGCUUUGGUGUGACAGAACAAAACUACUAUGAAGCAAUUGAAACUCUUGGCUCAUUAGUGCUAGAUGAGAUAAUAAGAGAUUUGAGUAAGACAAAGUACCAUAAAGAUAUCAAACAAAUGGUUCGUUGCUAUAGAGAUUUGAGUGAAACUCAUAUCAUCACAAUAAGGGAGCUUCUUAGAUUCAUGCUCACUGUCAAAUCUCGUGGACCUGUUUCUAAGAUAACAGUAACUUCUUCUGCUAAAUCUGUUUCAUCUUCAUCUCCUUCUACUUCAGCAUUUAUGUCUAGAAAUUCAAUCAAACAUGCUGUUUCAAGUUCUAUGAAGGAAAAAUCAGCAAGGUAUAAGAAAUUCAGCACUGCAGUGGCUAAUAUGGAUAGUAGGUGGCCAACAAGAAGACUAGAGUUUGCAGCUCAAGUGAUUGUUGAUGCAUUAAAAGAAGACAAAGCUAUGAAAUCAGGUUCUAGUGGAAUGACAAGACAAGAUGUUAGGGAUGCAGCUAGGCUUCACAUUGGUGACACAGGUUUACUUGAUUAUGUGCUGAAAUCAUUAAACAAUGUGAUUGUUGAAAACUACGUCGUUCGCCGCAUGGUUAACCCUUCAACAAGGAUCCUUGAGUACACAAUUCAUGAGCUUGGGAAAGGGUUCAAAGCACCAACUGAAGUUGAACAUGGUGUAAUGACAGUUAAAGAUAAUCCUCAAAAGGAUUCAUCGUUGUCAUCGUCGACAUCAUCUUGGAUUCCUGGUAAUGAUGUUUACAGUGAUGUAGUUUUUCUCUACAAGAAUGUAUUGUUGUGUUAUCCAGAUUCGGAAGUGGUGGAAUUAGCAGUGCAAACAAUACUUGACUGCAGACACUUUGUGAAAGAGUGGAAAUUAAGAGAUGAAAUGGAACAAGUUCUGACAUUUAUUUGUCAUUUGAAACCAAAUUUUGUUGAGAAUAAAUCUGAGUUAAAAGGGCCAUCUUGUGGUGAAAUUGUAAUUGUUCCACUUCAUGCAACUGUUAGAGACUUGAAGCAAGCUGCUGAGGCUACAUUAAGGGACACCUAUUGCAUAGCAGAGAGACUUAUAGUAACUGAUAUCAAAGAAUUGUUGGGUGUGAGUGAUGAAGAAGUGCUCUUUGGAUUGAUACAAUCAGGUGUGAAGCUUUGUGUUAGAGGAAUUGGUAUAGAUUUGUGCACACCAUUGAAAUAUCAAGGUGGUUCUGAUAAUUGGAAAGUGAGGUGUGAAUGUGGAGCUCAAGAUGAUGAUGGAGAGAGAAUGGUAGCUUGUGAUAUUUGUGAAGUGUGGCAGCAUACACGUUGUUGUGGUAUCGAUGAUUCCGAGACAGUGCCACCAUUGUUUGUUUGUUCUGGUUGUUGUGAUUCACUUGUGCCACCAAGAGUUGAAACUAGCAACUAUGCUAUAGAUUGUGCUGAUGAUUUUUUGAUUUCACCUGAGCCUACUCACUUGCUUGAGUAUGCAUAUGGAUACUGAACGAUUGACUGAUUGAUUGAAUAGUAUUUUGCCUAACACCUUGUUGGUUGGUUUAAACGUUUGUCAAUAUGUUGUUGUAAUGUUCAUUUUUUAAUUCUUUUUUGGUAAAAUGUAAUACUUUUUGUCUGUAUUUUUUGGUGGCUAGUGCUUAUAACCUGUUGUGAGGUUAUAUUGUUAAUGGAGAUUCAGCUGAAUGGAGAAUUAUUUGGAAGAUGGAUGCUCCUAAGAGAGUGAAGUGUUUUAUCUGAUAGUUGAUGUAUGAAAAGCAAAAUA
Messenger RNA from Cicer arietinum (chickpea), 2535 nucleotides. Its product is annotated as PHD finger protein MALE MEIOCYTE DEATH 1. Lineage: Eukaryota; Viridiplantae; Streptophyta; Magnoliopsida; Fabales; Fabaceae. The record is from RefSeq and is a predicted model, not a curated record.